AAGGGACUGAAAUUGCUGGACUGCUUGGCGUGUCAUAUCCAACUUUGAAGAGAAGAUUUAGAGACUUUGGAAUGAGCAUCCGUCAGCGCUACUCAACGCUGGAUGAUGCCUCACUUGAUGUCAAAUUAAAAACUCUGACAACUGGCAACAUGAAUAUCGGUUAUCGUGGGGCAAGAUCACAACUGGACUCUAUUGGUAUACUGUUGCCGUACGAGCGAGUUCGAAGAGCAAUGAUAAGAAUUAAUCCUGCUGCUGUAGCCCUUCGCUGGGGUAACACUGUGCAGAGGCGAUCGUACAACGUUCCUUCACCAAAUGCUUUGUGGCACAUUGAUGGAAACCACAAACUAAUCAGAUGGCGGUUCAUCGUCCAUGGAGGAAUUGAUGGAUACAGCCGGCUAAUUACCUACCUAAAGGUGGCUACCAACAACAAGGCCGAAACUGUGUAUGCUGCUUUUCUCAAUGCUGUCGAACAAUAUGGGCUGCCAUCCAGGGUAAGAAUGGACGAAGGGGUGGAGAAUGGCCAUGUAGCCCGAUGUAUGGUACAGCACAGAGGAGCAAACCGAGGGAGUGCCAUGAUUGGUACCAGCGUGCACAACCAACGCAUCGAGAGACUCUGGGUGGAUGUUUUUCAAGGAUGCUUGUCAACAUUUUACCAAUUGUUUACGUAUCUUGAAGAACAGCACCUACUUGAUUGUGACAAUGAACUGCACUUACUGGGCCUGCACUUAGCAUAUUUACCAGUAAUCCUGAAGAAAUUAGACGAGUUUAAGGAGCAGCACAACAGGCACCCAAUCCAGAGCGCCAACCAUCGUUCCCCAUAUAGGCUGUUUGCGAGUGGUAUACUGAGGAAUGCAAACAGCCGGACAACAGCGAUAAAUAGCAUCACAAUGUCUGCAGAACAGCGGUACAUAAUCGACCUUGGUACUCCGAUACCAGAAUUGCAGCGUUUGGCAGCCGUGGUUAAUGUGCCUUCACAUCCCUUCUCCGUGGAACAGGUUCAAGAAAUACAGAGAGAUCUAGCUCUUGCCCCAAGUGCAAAUGAUGCUUUGGGUAUCGAUUCUUACUUGCGUGUGGUAGAACACCUGAGCAGGAAUCUGGGCAAUACAAUUUAGAUUACUGUCAGACCCUACUUUUCGUUGGAAGGUUGAAGGUUUGCACAGUUUGAUCAAAUCAGCUUGCCGUUGCUGCUUAAGUAUGACUGCUUGAAGCUGCUGUUACUGGUUAUAUCUUUUGGUUCAGAUGGUGUGUUUGUCAAAUUGACUUGAAAUUAUUAGAUUAUCCAUUAUACACAAAUAUUAUAAGUUUGAUGUCUGGGAAAUAAAUAGAAAAUAUAGCAUUUUACAAAUUUGAAGAUUGAAAUUCUAUAGUUUGAAAAAAGUCCUUUCAUUCAGAUUACAGAAGUUGGAGUAUUUACAGGCACCAAUCUAAACUGCGAAAUCAGCAGCACAUCUAUUCAUAAAUGAAGUGUACUGUCAGCCUAUGGACCUUGUGUGUAUCAGAAAUACAGAUCGUGGCCUAGUGGUCAAGACCUUGAAAACUCGCGACAAGAUUGGUUGCAUAUUGACUGACUUAUGACCUAUCUUUUUAGAGGAACGCAGUUAUUCCUAUGGACUGGCGCAGUACAGUUGUACACAAAGUUGUGCAGUUGACAUUAGCAGGAACUUGCUAAGUCCAAUCCACAGGCAAAUCCCUUCUUAAUGCUGAGAUAUAUGCCCCAGAAAAGUAACAUGAUAACUAUGAUAUAAAC
Priapulus caudatus is the source of this 1747-nucleotide messenger RNA. RefSeq lists its product as uncharacterized. The record is from RefSeq and is a predicted model, not a curated record. The coding region runs from base 72 to 1112 and encodes 346 amino acids. The transcript is spliced from 3 exons. Lineage: Eukaryota; Metazoa; Priapulida; Priapulimorpha; Priapulimorphida; Priapulidae. Gene Ontology annotation, biological process: DNA integration. Gene Ontology annotation, molecular function: nucleic acid binding.